Molecule: messenger RNA, 1455 nt
Organism: Aspergillus brunneoviolaceus CBS 621.78
Lineage: Eukaryota; Fungi; Ascomycota; Eurotiomycetes; Eurotiales; Aspergillaceae
Exons: 3
Coding region: 446-1138 (230 amino acids)
Source: RefSeq, a predicted model, not a curated record
GUACUGGGUCUCCUAUUCGGUAUGGGAUGGUAGGUACUUUUGAAAGAGGCCAACCCACCCACAGCAAUGACUUGUCCAGAUCGACCAAUGAAAAGAUUCUUUUGGGCUAUCAAUCACCUGCAAUAGCCCCAAUACAGGUAAAGAGGGACCGAUCAUGGAUCACGAGUGGAUGACCGGAGGAAAAAGCAAUGCUUCCCCCUCUCGCAAGCUUCCAAGGUUGUUUGCUUAUAUUGCCUCUUUUGCCGCGUGUCGGGCCGCAACACAGAACUCAACCACGGAGUAGUUCGCAGAUAAGCACUAUAGAUGCAGUUCAGUAGGUAGUUGCGUAGCUCCGUCGCCUCGCUCUAAGACCGGACUCGAGUUGGGGGUGGAUGAAACCCCGACUAAACGCUAUCUCCUUGACUCGCGCGAUCUUCGAUCAAGGUCUCUCUGCCUCCAUAAUACAAUGAUUCACUCCACCUACGCACCUGCGGUGGAAGGCUCAGUACGACUUGGAUUUCCCGUUUUCCAAGCAGACGCAAACCCAAUACGCUUGACGCCACCACGACAGUCCUCAGAUUUCGUUAUGAGUGUCUUUGAAAAGGCCCCGGAAGAGGCCCCGGAAGAGGCCCCGGAAGAGGCCCCGGAAAAGGCCGAAGAUGAGUACUGGAAGACGGCGCCAGAACCCGCGACGCACUUUUCGUUCGGUGAUCAGGGCUUGACGGCAACUGUGGGGGCUUACGGCUCCCUGCUUCGGAUCUGCUGUCCCGUUCUGAGCUCGGGCGAGCAGAGCCCCGACCAGGUCAACCUAGACGAAAGGAACUCAGACGAUAGCGAGCCAGAAGAUGGUGAUGAGUUAGACAAGCAGAACGCUGGUGGUCGUAGCUUGGAUGAGGUCUUCCGAUCGAAGAUCCUGUGUCUCGAAUACAGCGGCGAAGAAGCAUGUUUUGUCUCAAGGCGAGCAAGCCGUCUUGCAAAGGACGCCGAUGACGCCAACUGCGGAUUCGGGCUGCGGUUGGACGGAAGCAUUCAACCGGAGCUAUCAACGCUGGACUUCGUCGACAAUCGCUGGCGAUCAUCAAGUACAAGACAAAGCAAGGCUUCUCCAUCACAGUACGGGCUUGGUGUCGGGAUGGCAUGGUUUUGCAGCAGAUGUUGAUUGAUCGAGGCACCGACGGCCCGGAUGCAGUAAAACUGAGUCUGGAUAUGAAUUUUGUCAUGCAAGAUCUGGAUUACAUGCGGUUGGCACAUAAUAUGAACAUGUCAUGUGUGAGGAUCAAUCAAGCGAUUCUCAGGCCGAGAACUGCGUCAUAUUGAAAGCCCAGCGUCAAGGGAGUUCCAAACAGAGCCAGAUUGGCGUGCUCGUGGGACUAAUCAAGGACAAUCAGAGUCAUCCUAUUGGAACCCCUGACAGACCAGAGCCGACAACAGAGCAUGCUGAUUCUGUAUCUCAGUGCUCGGAAGGCAGCCCACAGC